This is a messenger RNA of Thlaspi arvense, 414 nucleotides long. Lineage: Eukaryota; Viridiplantae; Streptophyta; Magnoliopsida; Brassicales; Brassicaceae. The record is from the annotation of a GenBank genome assembly.
AUGAUGCAGAACAUUCUUCUUUCAAGUCCUCAUAGUGAAGCAGUUCUUAAGAUUGCUGAUUUUGGCCUCUCUAGAAUUAUAUGUCCGAAUGACCAGGUUGAAACAGUUUGUGGGUCUCCCCUGUACAUGGCUCCAGAGAUUCUGCAAUUUGAACAAUACAAUGAGAAGGUUGAUAUGUGGAGUGUUGGGGUGAUCCUUUUUGAACUUCUUCAUGGAUACCCGCCAUUUCAUGGAAGAAGUAAUGUUCAGAUUCUGCAGAAUAUCCAGUCUUGUAAAUGCUUGCCAUUUUCUGAGUUCAUCCUUCCGCAUUUGCACUCUGAUUGUAUAGAUAUGUGCUCCAGACUAUUGUCUAUUAAUCCAGGAAACCGUUUGUCUUUUGACGAGUUUUUUCAGCAUAGGUUCUUGAAAUUAUAA